Messenger RNA from Papaver somniferum (opium poppy), 358 nucleotides. Its product is annotated as pyruvate kinase 2, cytosolic-like. Gene Ontology annotation, molecular function: magnesium ion binding; potassium ion binding; pyruvate kinase activity. Lineage: Eukaryota; Viridiplantae; Streptophyta; Magnoliopsida; Ranunculales; Papaveraceae. The transcript has 5 exons. Gene Ontology annotation, cellular component: cytoplasm. The coding region runs from base 26 to 358 and encodes 110 amino acids. Gene Ontology annotation, biological process: glycolytic process. The record is from RefSeq and is a predicted model, not a curated record.
GAGUACUAAGAAGCUCUGUGCUGUUAUGCUAGAUACAAUAGGCCCUGAAUUGCAAGUUCUUAAUAAAAGUGAAAAAUCGAUUGCACUGAAGGCUGAAUCAUCGGUUGUUUUGACUCCGGAUCAAGAUAAAGAAGCAACUUCAGAUGUAUUGCCAAUCAAUUAUGAUGGAUUAGCAAAGGCAGUAAAGAAAGGAGACACCAUCUUUCUAGGUCAAUACCUGUUCACAGGAAGUGAAACUACAUCAGUUUGGCUUGAGAUAUGUACUUUACCUGGAAGCGGUGCAGCAGAUAUGUACUCGAAUUGUAAGCAGCGGAUAUAUACUCGAAUUUAUAGAACAUGUUUGCAUCUCCGUGACUGA